AUGGAAUCAAUGAAGCCACACAUCCCCCCAUUGAAGAUCUCGAAAUCCAAUUCCAAUUUAUCAGAUUCGACCAACGACCCAAAAUCUAUACAAAAUCGAUUCUAUUCCGCCUGGGGUUCAUCAGAGAUGACCCCUCCGUUAACACCACACGACACCCAGGACACAAAUAUGGAACAAUUGGAGGCCCCGAGGCCUGUCUUUCACAACUAUCUGCGCGCCUUCUACCCUUUCCACCCGGCCGGCAAUGUCUCUCCGUCGACCGUUACACUCCCUCUGGACCAGGGAGAUAUCAUUUUGGUACACUCCGUUCAUACCAAUGGCUGGGCCGAUGGUACACUAUUGGAUUCUGGGAAUCGAGGCUGGUUACCCACCAAUUACUGUGAAGCAUACGACCAAUUACCUAUGCGCCCCUUGUUGAAGGCCUUGACUGAUUUCUGGGAUAUCAUUCGAGGAGGAUGCGGGUCAUCACUAAGAGAUUUUGGAAAUCAAGAUUUGAUGAGAGGUCCUAUCGCGGGCGUUCGGUUUUUACUGGAAAAAUCAGAAUGUCUUACUCGAGAAUCAUCCCUGAUAAGGAGAUUCGAUGGACUACGGAGAAUUAGGAAGGCUUUACUAUCGGAUCUGUCUUCGCUGGUGAAAACUGCGAAGAAGUUCCAGGACGUUGCGAAUGGGGUCCCGUCGGAAGAUGAGGUCGAGGCCAUUUUGGACGAGAUGCUUCUUAAGGCUUUCAAGAUUGUUACACGAGGAGUUCGAUUCCUCGAUGUGUGGAAUGAGGAGGUUGGCCUGAGCAGGACUAUCGCGGAGAUGGAUGGGCCCGGCGAGAGCCAAGGCCAGUACAGCCUGCCGCCCACCCCCGCAUCCGAGAAUUUCAAUUUGGGCGAGGAUGGGCCUGAUCGGUCUGAGUCACGGAUGCUGGAAUCACGAUUGGAAUCACGGAUGGAGUCGCGUCAGAGGAGCCAUAGCCGUAUGGAUAUGAGUCGGUCAUCGAUGCGCACUGAGAUGGUUGACAGACCAGUUUCUGUCGCCACGAAGCGGGUUUCUAUAUCUCAUCGCAUGUCAGUCUCCGGUCCGUCUACUGCCAUCGGUGCCCAGAAUCUGGCAUCAGAACGCCUCGGAACGACCUAUGAUGCGUUCCUCGGCGUGCUUGGCUCGUUUAUUGGGCUCCACAUGCAGUCCCGCUCCUCGACGGAGUUGGUUGUCACUACCCAGCAGGCCGUCCAGUCGUGCAGGCAAUUGCUAAAUGUCGUUGAGGUAGUGUGCGAGCAUGACACACAUCGUAGCGUGUUUCUCGAACAAGCACGGGAGUCAAUGUGUGAGAGGCUAUCCGAGCUUGUUCACGCUGCACGCGAUGUGUUCCGCCCUGCACACCUACCAGACGAUGAUCUUGUGUUCAUGCCAGAUCAAGGGAAACGCCUUGUGGAUGCUGCGACUGACUGUGUUAGAGCAGCCGGAAACUGUUUGGCGAAGGCUCGCCUGGUGCUUGAGCAAAUUGGUGAUCUUCAGCUUGACCCAGAAGAGCCCGAAGACAAGGGACAGGACUUGUCUGGAAUUGACUCUGCACGAGAUGAAUCAGAGACUCCCGUAGAACCGGAGCGACAGCUGUCACUCCGCCUUCCCCCUCCUCCUCUUCAGAUUCCCACCACCACAUACUCUCCCCCAACACCUGCUCUCACCGACUCUACCACACCUUCAUCCUUCCAGUCUCAUCUCACAAAUUCUCCCGCCAACAAUAGCGCUCUUUCCUCCCUCCCCAACUCUGCCAUCCUCCCCACCCACCUCGAGAACAUCUCUUCCUUCUCCUCCACUGACAGUAGCUACCGUGAAAGUCAUCCCAAGUCCGACGUGAGCGAAUCAUUUGGACGUGGGGUCACAAGCAACGGUAGCAGCUUCACAUACAACCACCACGCACGUGACUCCGAGAUGAGCGGUUUGUCGCAAACCUCAACUCGGGCUACCUCGCCGGAUAUUGGUGGUAGCUUCCAGGGUAGCUUCAAGGUUCACUCACUAAAGGAAAGUAUGAGCUACUCGACCCUCGCCGAAGAAAACGAGGAGACCGAGGCCAACAUCCUGGAAAAGACUUACGCACACGAGCUUAUCUACAAGGAAGGUUCGGUCAUGGGUGGCAGUCUCCGUGCUCUUAUUGAGAAGCUGACGGCUCACCAAUCCACCCCCGAUGCCAUGUUUGUCUCCACCUUCUACCUUACCUUCCGUCGCUUUGCCUCGCCUCUUGAAUUCGCCGCGGCCCUUGCUGAGCGCUUCGAGUACAUUGGCGAAACACCCCACGCAGCUGGACCCGUCCGUCUCCGUGUUUACAACAUCUUCAAGGGCUGGCUCGAGUCCCACUGGCGCCACGAUCGUGAUAACACUGCCUUGGAUUUUAUUAUCAACUUCGCCAACACACGACUUGUCGUUGAUCUCCCCCACUGCUGGUAA
Messenger RNA from Penicillium verrucosum, 2430 nucleotides. RefSeq names its product Guanine-nucleotide dissociation stimulator CDC25. Gene Ontology annotation, molecular function: protein binding. The transcript has 2 exons. NCBI's taxonomy places the organism in Eukaryota, Fungi, Ascomycota, Eurotiomycetes, Eurotiales, Aspergillaceae. The record is from RefSeq and is a predicted model, not a curated record. Bases 1 to 2430 code for a protein of 809 amino acids.